AUGGAGAAGCUCGCCGAUUUUCGCCGAAACGUCCCUCCAUGUAUGCUCUAUAGGCGAAAGGUCGGCACUUCCAGAAUUGUCGGUAUAUGCGCCAAAAUAGUAUCCUUCCUUGCCGGUUGGAAUAGGGUGGUCUGCCAACAAGUUGGAAAGGAGCAAAAAGUACAAAUCACCCAAGUCGGAAAUGUGAAUGUGCGACCAAAUGUAAUCUCCCAGAUAAACCGUGAAGGCUUUGCCGUGAUCUUUGGAAAGCUGAGCCAAGUACGGAAUCUGCACAGAAUACACGUUGUCGUAGCCAUUGCUUUUGCCGAAGAUCGUCGAAGGACUAACAACCACCGUCUUGACCAAGGGAUUUUCCUCCUCAAUACUAAGAACGAUUUUGUCCACAGGCCGAUGCGGCUGACUUUCGUCAAGCAGGUUGAUCUCUUUUAUGGAGCCAAUGUCGCUGUAUACUUUCGCCGAGCGGCCCUUUUCGGAGUCCAAGUCGUCGCCAAUAACCGAGGUUCCGGACGUGUGGAUGAAGACCGUCUUUUUCGUCUUCUUCUUUAG
Clavispora lusitaniae ATCC 42720 is the source of this 546-nucleotide messenger RNA. The record is from RefSeq and is a predicted model, not a curated record. NCBI's taxonomy places the organism in Eukaryota, Fungi, Ascomycota, Pichiomycetes, Serinales, Metschnikowiaceae.